This is a messenger RNA of Camelina sativa (false flax), 483 nucleotides long. The record is from RefSeq and is a predicted model, not a curated record. Lineage: Eukaryota; Viridiplantae; Streptophyta; Magnoliopsida; Brassicales; Brassicaceae.
AUGGGAGAUUUCUCUAAGCAACAGCUAAUAGAUAAGGUUAACAAGUUGAAGAAGAGGUUUAGAGAUAGUCAGGCGAGAGAUACCGAUGAUGAAGAAUUGUUCAGAUUGUCAAAGGCCAUAUGGGUUUAUGAGGAGAACAAGGACCAGACAAAGUGUAUUGUGCUGAAGGAGGAUGUGCCUUGUGCUGAGCACGAACGGGUGGUGAGAAAUGCGAAUACUGAGGUUAACAAUGGUGAGGAAGAAGAUGGUGUGGGUGAUUUGUGUGUUAUAAAGCACGCGCUUGAGGCGGCGGCAUCAUAUCAGAGUUUAAGUGAAGAUCUAAGGAAGUUUCUGCUUGGAAACUUGAAAAAUGUUGGAGCUAAUCAAAGAAAAGAGUUGACUGAUGGAUGGACAGCAUUGCUUGCCAAGGACACGGAAUUGGAUAUCAAGAAACGAACCUUCUUUGCAAAGCUUGUAAACAUGGGAUUUGUUUCUGCGCCUUAA